AUGGAGGAACUGGUACAGGAACUGCAACUGCAGCUGGAGAAGCAGUGUGCUCUGAAUAAGGAGCUGCAGAGUCAAAAUCAGGAUCUGGUGACACGCUUAGAGGAGAAGGAACGGUUUCUCACAGCGCUACAGAGUCGGUUUGACCAGCUGGAUAAUCAUCCUGAGAGGAGCAGUAAUGAAAGUGAGCCUGAAGUGCGGAAGAGCCGGGCAGCUGUCAUUGCACCGGAGCCUCUGCCUGUAGACCUAGAGAUCACAGAGGCACGGGUCAAGAAGACCAUCAGCGAAACAAGUCUGAUCGUCAAGGCCAUCCAGAAGAAUGACUUCCUGAGCCGGAUAGAUGACGAGCAGAUCACAAUGAUGGUGGAAUUACUGGUUUCCACAGACAGGAGCCCGGGUGAGGUGGUCAUCACUGAGGGCUCAGAGGGCGACAGCAUGUACAUUGUAGCAGAUGGAGAGCUGCGGGUGACUCAGGGUGGGCAAGAUUUACGCACUUUGACCUCUGGAGACGUGUUUGGAGAGCUGGCCAUCCUUUAUAACUGCAAACGCACCGCAUCGGUCCAAGCACUCACUAAAGUCAGGCUAUGGCGCAUUGAGAGGCAGACGUACCGCACAAUCAUGGCCAAUAAGUCCAAGAAGAAACGAGAGCAGAUGAUUGGCUUCUUAAAGACGGCCCGGACGUUGAAGGACCUGAGUGAUGUUCAGCUCUCGAAGAUCAUUGACUCCAUGGAAGAGGUAAAAUUCCAGAACAAAGAUGUGAUCGUACGAGAGGGAACAGAGGGGAACACUUUCUACAUCAUCCUGAAAGGCGAGGUCCAGGUGACCAAGAAAGUGAAUGGCCACCAGAAAGAGAUCCGCAGGAUGGGUAAAGGACAGCACUUUGGGGAGCUGGCACUGAUUCGUGAGAUCCUCAGGACCGCUACAUGCACAGCGGUGGGCCAAGUCACAUGUUUCUGCAUUGACAAAGAGGUUUUUGAGGAGACCAUCCCCAUUGAGCACCUUGAGCUCCCUGAUGACUCAAAUGUCUUUGAGGACAGGACUGUUCCGGAGAUAAAAAGCCACCACACCUCGCUGCAACUAAAAGAUCUCUUACCGGUACUCUACCAGGAGGGGCGCUAUCAGGGCGAGCCAGUAACCCUGGGAGUAGGAGGGUUUGGCCGUGUUGAGCUGGUCACCACACUGCGUCAUGGGAAGUACUAUGCACUGAAGAAAGUCAGUAAGAAACACAUUGUUGCCAAGCGACAGGAAGAGCACAUUAAGUUUGAAAAGCGGAUCCUUCAGGAGAUACAAAGUGACUUCAUUGUCAGACUCCAUGCUGCCUUUAAAGACAUCCGCUAUAUCUACAUGAUAAUGGAGUUCUGCUCUGGAGGGGAACUCUGGACUAAACUGAAAGAAAUCGGGCGUUUUGAGGAGCCGAUCGCAGUGUUCUGUGCUGCCUGUGUGGUCGAGGCUUACGCUUAUCUCCACAAGAAGGGGAUCAUGUACCGUGAUCUGAAACCAGAGAACCUGAUGCUGGACAGAAGGGGGUAUAUCAAACUGGUGGACUUUGGCUUUGCCAAGGAGCUGAUGAAGGGGGACAAGACUUACUCCUUCCUAGGGACCCCUGAGUAUAUGGCUCCUGAGAUCAUUCAGAACCAGGGCCAUGACUUUGCCGCAGACUUCUGGUCCCUGGGAAUCCUGGUAUAUGAGCUGUUGGCAGGCAGCCCUCCCUUCUCCAGCUCAGAGCCCCAGAAGAUAUAUGCAAAGAUUUUGGAUGGUGUGAUGAAGUUUCCCCCAUACAUGGGUGAAGGUGCCAAAUCUCUCAUAAGCAAGUUGUGCAGACCACGCCCAGGUCAGAGGCUGGGGAAUACUAAAAACGGGAUAAAGGACGUCAGACACCACAGGUGGUUCGGCAGUAUAAACUGGCACAAGCUACGAGUGGGUCAGGUAGAGGCUCCAACAUUGCGACUUAUACGAAAGGGCCCCUGCUACAUCAACUUUGACAGGUUCCCCUUUGACAAGACUCAAGCAGACGAGGAAACGUCUGGCUGGGACAAUGACUUCUGAAUAUCGCUGAUCUGUAGUGGCGCCAAGACAGGGGUGCAAGGGAUAUAGAAUAAAUAUAGAAUAUCUUUUUGGAGCCUGCCAAACCAAGACAAGUACAUUUCUACCUAGGUUCCAUUGAAAAGCACCCUCCCCAUCAUCAGCAUUUUUGGAUUACAGUAUACGGUAGUAUGUAAUGGUUUGUGUAUAGAGUAUAUGACUCAUUUUCAAAUCUGAAACUUGUAAAAAAAAAAAAAAAAAACUUAAAUAAUAAACAGAACAGCCCAUUGUCAUCUGCAAGCUUAUUGAGCAAGCAAGCAAAACCUUGAUUUCUCAUGAUGUGCAGAAAAUGGAUGCUUACAUCAUACCUUCAUCAUACCUUCAGCAUAUUGAUAUGGAGUGAAAUCAAACGCGUAUGUGUAUGCAAAAUGAUUCAUAAAGGUAAAUUGAGAUUUCUACAUGUAAAUGGUUUGUAAUUGGAAAUCGCAUGUUGAAAAUACAAAACAACAAUCUGUAUGUAUACCAAAUUAUAUGAACAAUUCUGUGUCUAAGUGGAGACUGUAUGCACAUACAACAUUCAUUUUACAGAAUUUUAACCACUUAAGACCAGCAUGAAAAAGACAUACCAAAAAUAAAAUGGUUACUAUUCUUGAAACCUUUUGACAUAAUCCUGGUCUCUUCUGAAAGGUUUGUUCAGAAUUACUCUAAAUCUACUAAAACAAAGUGACAGAAGCUCAUACACUGUGGAAGUGGAAGAUUUUUUCUCACUGAAAAGAUUUUAUGUUUUUGAUUGGAUACAGAUGAUUGUAUCCUGGAAACGGAACAGAACCGGACAAAUCCCCCCCCAAUUUAAUGACAACAUCAUAGCAUUAGCUAUGUCUAGGCAUGUUUCCAAAAUUAGAGACUCCAAAGGGGCACAUAGAAACUAAAUUAUAUUAUGGGUCGCAUGAGGUGUAAAAUACUAUAUGUUGCAUGCUAAAUUAUACACGUUUGAGGUCCAGUGAUCAAACUUUUUGUCAAAUGCCCAACCCACCUCAACAAAUCAAACGCAUCACACAAAUGUACAUGCCAUUUAUUAUUCAAAUGCAAGCUUGCUCCGUAUUUAUAAGCAUACUGAAUAAUAAUUAAAUAUUUUGAAAAUGUAUUUAGAUGCUCACCAAUAUAAAAUGGGGUCAUAUCUUAGUGGUGUGCAAUUUUACUUUUGACACUUUCUAACAAAUUGUAUUUAGGGUUUAUAAUGUCCUGAAAGCUUGCACCAUGCUUUUGCACAAUUAUUAUGUUUCAACACAUGGUUGGUGAGUAGAUUAUCUCAUUCAUUGGCACUAGGAAACUUGAAGUAAUUCAAAUGUACUUAAUUACCACUUAAUUUGCCCCUGAAAGCAUGCAAUACCCCUUCAUUAAAAAUAAAGACCCCUUAAUUUCUCUGGGUGGAACCCCUUAAUUAUGAA
Molecule: messenger RNA, 3467 nt
Organism: Conger conger (European conger)
Lineage: Eukaryota; Metazoa; Chordata; Actinopteri; Anguilliformes; Congridae
Gene: prkg3
Product: protein kinase cGMP-dependent 3
Exons: 21
Coding region: 1-2043 (680 amino acids)
Biological process (GO): protein phosphorylation
Molecular function (GO): ATP binding; cGMP-dependent protein kinase activity
Source: RefSeq, a predicted model, not a curated record